Apis cerana (Asiatic honeybee) is the source of this 7522-nucleotide messenger RNA. RefSeq names its product furin-like protease 2 (gene Fur2). Gene Ontology annotation, cellular component: Golgi membrane; trans-Golgi network. Gene Ontology annotation, molecular function: serine-type endopeptidase activity. Gene Ontology annotation, biological process: protein processing. NCBI's taxonomy places the organism in Eukaryota, Metazoa, Arthropoda, Insecta, Hymenoptera, Apidae. The record is from RefSeq and is a predicted model, not a curated record.
UACCGAACGUCAGUGGCUCAAAACAUGUCGUGCAUCGCGUUGUCGCGUCAUGGAUCAAGCUUAAAUACGUUUCAUUUGCCUUUCUUGCGAGUGACAGUUAGUUCUUUAAAAAGUACGAAUGCUUUUUGUCAACUGACAUCAUUCAGUUGUAAUAGAGCAUUGAUAAAAUUUCAGAAAAUUAAAAACGCCAGGUGACAGAAUGCGAUGCGAUGUGAUAGUGGGAACGAAGUGUGGCGGCAGCACUGUACAUUAAACGGAGCAGCGAAGUAGAGGGAGGGAAAGUAAGAAAGAUAUACAAUUGUAGAGUGAAGGAGACAGAGUAAUGAGAGUGAGAUCAAACCAUAUUGCGAACGCCGCGGUGCGAGAAAGACCGAAAUUUCGCUCAGCAGUGCACGGCAGUUGGCGUUUGUCCGUGGAAACAGGAUAGUAGUCCAUUGGAGGAAGGAGGAGAAAGCAUCGGAGAAGGAGGGCAGACUCGCGAGGGAGAGGCGACGAGUUUGUUUAUCGCCUUGGUGAACGGCGAGAGCAGUCAGUGCGGUGCUACACUUGGUCUGUAGUGGUCGGAACGAUCGGUAGUUCGGUUCGAAAGUUCGGCCUCGUUCUUCUGACAAUUUGUUCCGAAUAGUGCGUGGGUGCCGUCGUGUUUUUCUAUCGCGCACAUGUCAACGUCUAUUUAACCUCGUCGUAGACCUCGUGCCGGAAGAACAUGCCGCGAACCACUGCCAAAACAUAGUCGUUCUGUGUAUGUAUCGUGUGCCAAAGUCGGUGACAUUUGUGUCGUAGACGCAAGAUCGCUGGAAUUUCACUAUACAACGUGGAAACCUGUAACACCGUGUGCUUACAACUUAACAGACAAGAUUCCCCUUCUCCAGCUGAUCGCAAAAAAAAUCGUGAAAUUGUUUCCGCGAGUGUCGUGUCGCGUAUCGCGAGCGAUUUCGUCACUGUAUCCCCCUCAAUCGUUUUAUUCUCUUUUCACUCCUCCUCCUUCGUGUCGUUCGGAUGCGUCGUAACGUUUACGAUGGUACACGGAAAUUAGAUGAAGAUUCGCGAUUCCCGCCGGUUUUCACGGGAAUAUUAACCUUCGAUUUCGUGUUUUCCCCGUCGUACCGUGUCUACGACGUUUGAAAAUUCGUUUCGGUCGUGAAUCUCGGGUUGAACGGGUGGAAAAAUUACGCGUAACGAUAUUUUGGAAGAUAGAAUCUCGUCCGUUUGGAAGUCGACGAGAUGAUCGUUCAAGCGGAUUCGUUGUGCGUGUUACUAGUGAUGUUGAUCGGUGCUCUGUUGGUAAAGUCGGAACCUGGGCCACGACCGCGAUCAACGCCGAUCUUCACCAAUCAGUUCGCAGUCCACGUGCCAGAUGGACCGGACGCUGCCGCGGAGAUCGCUGCCAAGUACGGAUUCGACAAUUAUGGACAGAUUGGAGCGCUGAAGGAAUACUUCCUGUUCGCUGACAAACGACUUCACAAGAGGUCCCUCUCCAGCAGCGAGUCCCAUCACAAGACGCUGAGGGAUGAGCCGAGGGUACGAUGGUUCCAACAGCAGCACGAGAAGAAACGCAAAAAGAGGGAUUUCAUGCCCUCGUCGUUCUCGUUCGAUUAUCCGACGUUUUUCGACGAGUUCGGCCCACGUCCCAGGCAGACCACGUACCAUCGGCAAAGGAACAGAGGUGUGCCUCUUCAAAACCUGUUCACGGAUCCUCUCUUUAAGGAACAGUGGUACCUGAACGGUGGAGCCAAAGAUGGCUACGACAUGAAUCUUGGGCCGGCGUGGCAGAAAGGUUACACUGGUAAAAGUGUCGUCGUUUCGAUCCUCGACGAUGGAAUACAAACGAAUCAUCCGGAUUUGGCGUUGAAUUACGAUCACCAAGCCAGCACAGACAUCAACGACAAUGACAAUGACCCGAUGCCAAGAGACAAUGGCGACAACAAGCACGGAACUCGCUGCGCCGGUGAGGUCGCUGCCGUCGCUUUCAACCAGUAUUGCGGCGUUGGAGUCGCGUAUAAUGCCAGCAUAGGAGGCGUUCGAAUGCUCGAUGGUCCGGUUAACGACGCCGUCGAAGCCAGGGCGUUGGGAUUGAAUCCUGAUCACAUCGACAUAUACAGCGCUUCUUGGGGCCCGGAGGACGAUGGCAAGACGGUGGAUGGUCCCGGUCCUCUUGCCAGGAGGGCGUUUAUCUACGGUGUAACUAGCGGGCGCAAAGGCAAGGGCUCCAUCUUCGUAUGGGCGUCCGGGAACGGUGGCCGCCACACGGAUUCUUGCAACUGCGACGGUUACACGAACAGCAUCUUCACCCUGUCCAUAUCGAGCGCCACCCAAGGCGGCUACAAGCCCUGGUACCUGGAGGAAUGCAGCUCGACGCUCGCCUCGACAUACUCGUCCGGCACGCCCGGCAACGACAAAAGCGUGGCCACCGUGGACAUGGACGCGAAACUGAGGCCGGACCAUAUUUGCACGGUCGAGCACACGGGGACGUCCGCCUCGGCGCCCCUCGCGGCCGGUAUCGCGGCCCUGGCCCUCGAGGCCAACCCAAGCCUCACGUGGAGGGACAUGCAGUACCUGGUGGUGCUCACCUCGAGGUCGACCCCCCUCGAGAAAGAGUCGGGCUGGAUCUUGAACGGGGUUAAGCGGAAGGUCUCCCACAAAUUCGGUUACGGGCUCAUGGACGCAGGCGCUAUGGUGAACCUGGCCGAGCAGUGGACCAACGUGCCUCCCCAACAUAUCUGCAAGUCCGAUGAGAUCAACGAGGAGAGGCGCAUCGACCCGACCUACGGCUACACGCUGAGCGUUUACAUGGACGUCACUGGUUGCGCUGGAUCCGUGAACGAGGUCCGGUUUCUCGAGCAUGUGCAGUGCAAGGUAUCCUUAAGGUUCUUCCCACGUGGAAAUUUAAGGCUAUUGCUCACCUCUCCAAUGGGCACCACAUCGACCUUGUUGUUCGAGAGGCCACGGGACGUUCUCAGUUCGAGUUUCGAUGACUGGCCCUUCCUCAGCGUGCACUUCUGGGGCGAAAAGGCGGAUGGCCGGUGGACCCUGCAGGUCAAUAACGCUGGAAAUCGCCACGUGAAUUCUCCAGGGAUCCUAAAGAAGUGGCAGUUGAUCUUCUACGGAACAGCUACCAACCCGAUCAGGAUUAGAACGCGUCAAUUUAACCCGGUACAUUCUUCGUACGCCUCCGUGCAUUAUCCAUACCCUGUAGACGAUGAUCAGCUAGCGUUGGGUCAUCGCGGCGACGUCGACUUCUUUCCUUCGUCUACCUUUCAGGGCUACCAAGGAUACCCGUACGUAGGGGCAGCGUCCAACGUCCAGGCGUCCGUUGCCACGUUGGACGGAUCCUCGGCGCCGAUCCUCACCAAUCGCCUACCAGGGGACACGUCCUCCUCCUUCGACUCGCCCUCCUCCUCCUCCCAGGUCGGCGACGACUCGCUCGACACCACCAGAAAGAUACUUCACGACUGUGACCCCCAGUGCGACCCUCAGGGUUGUUACGGGAAAGGGCCCACCCAGUGCAUCGCCUGCAAGAACUAUCGAUUGGACAACACUUGCGUGAGUCAAUGUCCACCGAGGAGCUUCCCAAAUCAGGGUGGGGUCUGUUGGCCUUGCCACGAAUCCUGUGAGAUAUGUGCCGGUGCUGGCCAGGAUUCUUGUCUCUCCUGCGCACCUGCCCACUUAAGGGUUACCGAUCUCGCGGUGUGCCUGCAGCAAUGCCCGGAAGGAUAUUACGAGAACACGGAGAACAGUACGUGCGUACCGUGCGAGGCGAACUGCGCAAGUUGUCAGGACAGGCCGGACAAAUGCACCAGUUGCGAGCAUCAUCUGGUCAUGUAUGAAAACAAGUGUUACGCGGCCUGCCCCCUCUACACAUACGAGACACAAGAUUACAAUUGCGCUCCUUGUCAUUCCACGUGCGAGACUUGCAACGGAACCGCCGAGAACCAAUGCAUCUCCUGUCGACCCGGAUUGUUUUCUCUCAACGGCGCCUGUCGAGCGUCUUGUCCAAUCGGAUACGGCGCGGACAAGAAGCGGCGCGAAUGCGUGCCCUGCCCACCCGGAUGCGCUACCUGCGACAUGUCGACGUGCAGGAGUUGCGACGACGGAUGGAGUUUGAACGAGGAAGGUCUCUGCGCGCCCGAGCACCGCGAUCGUUGCAAAACGACCGAGUUCUACGAGAACGGGCAUUGCAAACAGUGUCACGCAUCGUGUAAAACGUGCGCCGGCCCCGGAGAGAACAAUUGCAUCUCCUGUCAAAAACCGUUACUCCUCCAAGCGAAACGGUGCGUGUACCAGUGCGACGACGGUUAUUACUCGAUGGCGCAACCAUCUGGACCCGUUUGCGUGCCUUGCUUGCACACGUGCAAAACCUGUGUGUCUCGAUUAAACUGUACCGCGUGUCAAGACGGAUUGCAAUUGCAGAGCGGAGAGUGCAGGUCCUCUUGUGCCCAGGGGUAUUACAGCGAUCGAGGUCAGUGCGCGAAAUGCUAUCUGGCGUGCAAAACGUGUUCCGGGCCCAGAAGGGAUCAAUGCGUGACCUGUCCCGGUGGUUGGCAACUAGCGGCGGGCGAGUGUCACCCGGAGUGUCCCGAAGGAUUCUUCAAGUCCAACUUCGGUUGCCAGAAGUGUCACCAUUACUGUCGCACGUGCAAAGGCGAGGGGCCGAAGGAGUGCACCUCCUGCCCACCCCACUCGAUGCUCGAGGACGGCCUGUGCAAAGAAUGCCUCGGGGCACAGUAUUACGAUUCUCUGACGCGGCUCUGCAAGAAUUGCCACCCGGAUUGUCGAAGGUGCACCGGCUCUGGGAAAUUCAGCUGCGCGGCUUGCUCGCCCCCCUUGCACCUCGACAAACUGAACAAUCAGUGCGUGCCCUGUUGCACGGGCAACGAGAAGGGUGGCCAGGCCGAGGAGUGUUGCCUCUGCGACCCGGAGACCGGUGGCUGCAGGAACAGCUCGCCGGCUGGGAAGAGAAGGGUGCCGGGGACGGAGUUCGCCUCGGCUGACACGGCCAUUUCCGAAGUGUACACGAGCUACGAGGGGACAACGACCGAUAAAAACGACUCGGUUUCGCUGGCGAUAACGGCCACCACCACCAUCGCCGUCGCCAUUUGUCUCAUAUCCGUCGCCUUGUUCGCCACUAUAUUCAUCGUGCUUCAGGCAAUAUCGGGAAGAAGGGAAAGGAAGAACAAGGGUUACACGCAGUUGUCCGUGAGGGUGGAACCUCCGGACGAUGUUUACGCGGACGACACGCCAGAGCUGAUGACCUAGACACUUGGCAAAGUUUAGUUUAACCACCGGACCUGCCCAUCGAAGUGUUCGACGACCACGAGACACGGUCUCGAAACCACAGAUUAGAGGACCCGAUCGCGUGUUUCGCGUGCCGGUUCUUAUUGGAGACGUGUGACGAUCGAGAUCGGGGACAGCUAAUAACCGCGCUUCAAGUCCGUUCAAAGUGGUCCGGGACGAUGAACAAAGAGCAAGUAACGAAGAAAGAAAAAAAAAAAAGAAAUAAAAGAAAAAAAAAACAAAAAAACAAAAAAUACGAAACCGAAAAAGAAAAAAAAAAUAAUAAAGAGAGAGUGAAAAAAUUGUAAAACGGAUAAAAAACAAAAUAAAACGUCGUAAUAUGUAUCGAAGGGGGAGGAGGAAUUAGAAGAAGAAACGAGUGAUAUAUAUAUAUAUAUAUAUAAAAAUGAGAAGAGGAAAAAAAGAAACGUGAAAAAAUUCUGGGCGGGUUAAAAACGAAGUUAAAAACUGACUGGUUUAAAGGAGAGAGAAAAAAAGAAAAAAAAAAAAAGGGAAGAAUGAAAAUGAUGAAAAACGGAAGAAGAGAAAUUCGUUCGAAACGUGAUAGUAAAAGACAUAUUUCGUUAUUUUUUUUUUUUUUUUGGCGCACUUGUUACGAAGAAAGUGUGUGAUCGUUGUCCGUUGUAAAAAAAAAAAAAUUCGAACAGUGAAGUCCGCGUGCGUUUUCCAAUCGUGUGAAUGGCCGAUGAACGAGAUAAGCAUCCUUUUUUAACGGUCAGGCGCGUCUGUCGCUGGAUAAUUAAUGCCGAGUGUACCCAAGUGUAUACGAGAGAGAGAGAGAGAGAGAGAAAGAGUGAGAAUGAAAGAGAGAGAGAGAGAGAGAAAAAAGCGUAUCAAACUUUUGAAACCGAUCUAUCGUUCGUGAAACCAGAGGGCGACACGAAAAGGGCGGCGGACAUUAUAAAGUGCCUAAUUUACAACGCCCUUGGAAGCACCGUUUCGUCUGCCCUUUUUUAGUGCCUCCUAUCCUGACCGGAUACACGUUAUUACGCGAUGUACAGCCGAGAAGGGAAAACGCUUGUGAAUUGAAAAGUAUCGUACUUAAAGAGUGUAGAUCAAAGAUCGAUGUGGGGAAGCGUAUAUAUAUAUAUAUUGUGUGCGAACGAUCCGUUGAUAUAAUAAUAUAUUUCAUUAUUUAAUAUUUCUUUUUUUUUUUUUUUUUUUUUUUUUUUUUUUUUUUUUUUACGAAACUCACACUCCUAUGUCUUUAUCUUGCUCGUCUUUUAUAUAUAUAUAUAUAUAUAUAUAUGUAUGUAUGUAUCUCCGAUACACUUUUGAAUGGUGAGAGUAGCAGUCGUAUCGGUUUGAAUUGAAUGCAUACACGGACCGGUAAUCCGAACUAAUUACUUGUAAACCGUUUCUUCGAAGUAAUAUGAUAUUGUUGGCAAUAAUUGUGUAAAAUUCCAAGGAUAGCUGGUUGAUCAAAAGGGGGAAGGCGAAAGAGAGAAAGAGAGAGAGAGAGAAAGAGAGAGAGAGAGAGUGAGUGAGAAAAAGAAGAAAAAGAAGUUAACGUAUAAACGUUCAAACGAACAAAACUGUUGUAAACGAAAGAAGGAAAAAUAGGAAGAUUUAUAUACUUUGUAAAAAGAGGAAAAAUAGGUUCGCAUAGCUUCGUUCCCAUGCAACGAAUAGACUUCAACACACGUGGAGGAAGCUUCGUGUGAACCGUUCAGAUUUAUCCACGAUCCAUCAUCAUGUGUAUCAGUCAUUCCAUCGUGAACGAGACAACUAAUUUGCGUUUUUUUUUUUUUUGUAACUGUUGUUAUUGCUGCAUUGUCUAUGUAUUUUAUUUGUUUAUAUAUAUAUAUAUAUAUAGUAUUCUGCUAUACAUUUUUCGCGUUGCUCCAGCUUCGUUCGUUUUAUUUGUUAUUAUAGAGAGAGAGAGAGAGAGAGAAAAGAAGGGAAAGAGAAUGAGAGAGUGAGAAAAAAGAGAGACCAUACGUUGAUGUAUGUAACACGAGAAGCUUUUUUGAAUAAGAAAAAAAAAUAUAUAAGUGUGUGCGUGUGUGUAUGUGUGUGUGAGAGAGAGAGAGAGAGAAAAGAGAGGGAGAAACAAAAUAUGCAAAGAAUAUACGAAAAAAAAGUUCUCGGUAAAUCGGUACCUUUUUAAGAGCUACUUGUCCGCGCCUACCGUGUGAAUAUUGAACUUCUCCUCGUGAUUUGAUAUAAAGCUAUUAUUGUACUUUUAUGAUGAACGCGAUUAUAAAUAUAUACAUAUAUACAUAUA